Messenger RNA from Monoraphidium neglectum, 1266 nucleotides. RefSeq lists its product as hypothetical. The record is from RefSeq and is a predicted model, not a curated record. NCBI's taxonomy places the organism in Eukaryota, Viridiplantae, Chlorophyta, Chlorophyceae, Sphaeropleales, Selenastraceae. The coding region runs from base 1 to 1266 and encodes 421 amino acids. The transcript has 3 exons.
AUGCUGAUGGCGCGCCCUGCACACCGGCGCGUGCAUGCGAUGGCGUCAGAGGAGGCGGUGGCGGCGGCGCAGCUGGAUGAGGGCACUUUCAGAAACGAGCUGCAGGCAUCAGAGGGCGGCGGCAGCGGCUUUGACAGCAGCAGCGGCGGCCCCACAGCGGCAACAGUGACGGCAGCGAUCGCACGAGAGGCGCAGGCGGCACAGGAACUGGAGGGCAGCUGGUUGUCUGCUGGUGUCCCGGCCAGCAAUGGUGCUAGCAGUGGCACCAGUAGUGGUGCUGCAGCGGCGGCAGUGGCUGACGAUGACAUCAGCAGCAUCAGCAGCAGCAGCACCAGUGAACGAGACGUUGCUGCCGCCUCAGACGACAGCAGCACCGGCAGCCCCAGCAGCAGCAGCAGCAGCAGCAGCAGCAGCGGUGACUCCCUCUCCUCGGCCCCUGCGCUCGACGACCCAGCAGCGGGCGACCCGCCGGCCAAGCCGCGCGGCCCCGCGGCCGCGCCGCCCGUGCUCAUGACGUCCGGCGCCUCUAUGCUGCCGCACCCCGAGAAGGCGCACCGCGGCGGCGAAGACGCCUUCUUCAUCGCCGAGCCCCCGCUCUCCGUCGGCGUCGCCGACGGCGUCGGCGGCUGGGCGGAGAUCGGCGUCGACGCGGGCGCGUACGCUCGGCUGUUCAUGGUGCACGCGAAGGAGGAGGCCGAGGCGCUGCUCGGCGGCGACGCGGCGCUGUCGCCGCAGACGGUCCUGGAGCGCGCCUACUACCGCACCAACGUGCAGGGGUCGUCCACGGUCUGCAUCCUGUCCCUCAACGGCUCCACCCUCUGCGCCUCCAACCUCGGAGACAGCGGCUUUGUCCUCGUCCGCGACGGUGGCGCGGCGUUCCAGUCGCCGCAGCAGCAGCACAACUUCAACUUCCCGUACCAACUCGGCUCCGCCGACGGCGGCGCGAGCGACCACCCGCAGAGCGCGAUGCGUUUCGAGCUGACCGUGCAGCCGGGCGACAUCGUUAUCACUGGGACUGAUGGGCUGUGGGACAACGUGUUUGCGGAGGAGGCGGCGACGAUCGUGGCGCGCUGCCGGGUGCAGGGCGACGGGCCCGAGGCGGCGGCGCAUGCGCUGUGCAGGUAUGCGCGCAUGCGUGCCACAGACCCCAAGUACCACUCUCCUUUCAGCUACUCCGCCAUCCAGGCCGGAUACGUCUUCCUGGGCGGUGGCUUCCAGCCAUCUGGCAUCGUUUGGAAGGCAGCGGCUCUUCUUGAUUGUGCCUAA